Messenger RNA from Platichthys flesus (European flounder), 15402 nucleotides. It is a transcript of the gene ryr3, whose product is annotated as ryanodine receptor 3. The record is from RefSeq and is a predicted model, not a curated record. Bases 17 to 14362 code for a protein of 4781 amino acids. Gene Ontology annotation, molecular function: ryanodine-sensitive calcium-release channel activity; protein binding. Gene Ontology annotation, cellular component: calcium channel complex; Z disc; smooth endoplasmic reticulum. Gene Ontology annotation, biological process: intracellular calcium ion homeostasis; calcium ion transmembrane transport. Lineage: Eukaryota; Metazoa; Chordata; Actinopteri; Pleuronectiformes; Pleuronectidae. The transcript is spliced from 100 exons.
CCACUCCUUCAGCGGGAUGUACUUGACCUGUCUGAAGACGUCCAGGUCUCUGACGGACAAGCUGUCGUUCGAUGUCGGACUUCAAGAGGACUCAAUAGGAGAAGCCUGCUGGUGGACCAUCCACCCUGCGUCCAAGCAGAGAUCCGAGGGAGAGAAAGUUCGCAUCGGAGACGACCUGAUUCUCGUCAGCGUGUCAACAGAGAGAUACCUGCACCUCUCCAUCUCCAACCGCAACAUCCAGGUGGAUGCCUCCUUCAUGCAGACUCUGUGGAACGUCCAGCCCACCUGCUCCUCAAGCAACGUGGCUGUAGGGUUUUUGACCGGUGGACACGUGAUGCGUCUUUGUCACGGACACGACGAGAGCUUGACCAUCCCCGGAGCCGACAAGAGUGAGGAGGAGCAGAGGAUAGUGAACUAUGAGGCGGGUAAAGGAGCAUCCAGGGCCCGCUCACUGUGGAGACUGGAGCCUCUCAGGAUCAGCUGGAGCGGUAGCCACAUUCGAUGGGGCCAGUCCUUCAGACUGCGUCACCUCUCCACCGGCCAUUACCUGGCCCUGACCGAGGACCGUGGACUGGUCCUGCAGGACAGAGAGAAGUCAGAUACCACGGCCACUGCUUUCUGCUUCAGGGCUUCCAAGGAAAAGGGGGACCCGGGUCCGAAGAGGGACAUCGACGGGAUGGGUGUGCCGGAGAUCAAGUACGGGGACUCGGUGUGCUUCAUCAUGCACGUGCAGACAGGACUGUGGCUGUCCUACCUGGCGCCUGACGCCAAGUCGUCUCGCCUAGGACCCCUGAAAAGACGGGCCUGCCUUCAUUCUGAGGGCCACAUGGACGACGGGCUGAUCCUGCAGCGCUGUCAGCACGAGGAGUCUCGCGCCGCUCGCAUCAUCCGCAACUCCACCUUCCUCUUCGCCAACUUCAUCAAGGCGCUGGACAGCACGGCGGCCGGCGAGUCCAUGGCGGUGGCCGGGUACGUGGAGGAGGUGCUGCAGACGCUGAACGACCUGAUCGAGUACUUCAAACAGCCCGACCCGGAGCUGGAGCACGAGGAGAAACAGUGUCUCCUCCGCUCGCUCAUCAAGCGCCAGGACCUCUUCAAAGAGGAGGGAAUGCUGUCCCUCUUGUCCAACUGCAUUGACAGAAUGAACCUGUACAACAGCGCUGCACACUUCGGGGAGAUGGCGGGCGAGGAGGCGGGCGCUGCCUGGAAGGACAUCCUCAACCUUCUCUACGAGCUCCUGGCCUCACUGAUUCGUGGGAACAGAAUCAACUGCACCCAGUUUUCCCGCAACCUGGACUGGCUGGUCAGCAAACUGGAGAGACUGGAAUCUUCAUCAGGGAUCCUGGAAGUCCUCCACUGCAUCUUGGUCGAAAGCCCAGAGGCUCUGAACAUCAUCCAGAGAGGGCACAUUAAAUCCAUCAUCUCUCUGCUCUACAAGCACGGACGCAACCACAAGAUUCUCGAUGUGCUGUGCUCACUCUGUGUUUGCAAUGGGGUGGCAGUCAGAGCCAAUCAGAAUCUGAUCUGUGACAACCUCCUUCCCAAACGGGAUCUGCUUCUUCAGACUCGACUGGUCAACGAUGUUCAGAGCAUGAGGCCAAACAUCUUCCUGGGCAUGGCUGAAGGUUCAGCCCAGUACAAGAAGUGGUACUUCGAGCUGGUGAUCGACCAGGUGGACCACUUUGUCACCGGGGAGCCGACCCACCUGAGGGUGGGCUGGGCCAACACCAAGGGCUACGCUCCGUAUCCCGGUGGAGGAGAGGGAUGGGGAGGCAACGGUGCCGGGGAUGAUCUGUACUCCUACAGCUUUGAUGGACUCCACCUGUGGUCAGGCCGAAUCCCGCGGGCCGUGGCCUCCAUCAACAUGCACCUGCUGAACUCGGACGACGUGGUCAGCUGCUGUCUGGAUCUGGGCGCUCCCAGCAUGUCCUUCAGGAUCAACGGGCAGCCCGUCCAGGGCAUGUUUGAGGACUUCAACACAGACGGCUUCUUCUUCCCGGUCGUCAGCUUCUCUGCAGGCGUCAAGGUCCGUUAUCUCUUGGGCGGACGCCACGGAGAUUUCAAGUUCCUGCCGCCGGCCGGUUACUCCCCGUGCUACGAGGCGCUGCUGCCCAAAGAGAAGAUGCACGUGGAGCCUGUGAAGGAGUACAAGAGGGACCACGAGGGGAUCCGGGACCUGCUGGGAACCACCCAGUUCCUCUCCCAGGCCUCCUUCAUCCCCACUCCUGUCGACACCACCCAGGUUGUUCUCCCCCCCCACCUGGACAACGUCCGGGACAAGCUGGCAGAGAACAUCCACGAACUGUGGGGGAUGAACAAGAUUGAACUGGGCUGGACCUACGGCAAGGUCCGUGAUGACAACAAGAGGCAGCACCCUUGCCUUGUGGAUUUCUCCAAGCUGCCCGAAACUGAAAGGAACUACAACCUGCAGAUGUCCAGUGAAACACUUAAGACCCUGAUGGCACUGGGAUGCCACGUUGCCCAGGUCAAUGUGAACGCUGCGGAUGAUCUGAAGAAAAUCAAACUACCCAAAGACUACGUGAUGUCUAAUGGAUAUAAGCCCGCGCCACUGGAACUCUCUGAUGUGAAGCUGACGGCAGGUCACGAGGUUCUGGUCGACAAACUGGCAGAGAACGCUCACAACGUGUGGGCCAAGGACAGAAUCAAGCAAGGAUGGACCUACGGCAUCCAGCAGGAUUUGAAGAGCAGGCGUAACCCUCGCCUGGUGCCGUACGCGUUACUGGACGAGCGCACUAAGAAAUCCAACAGAGACAGUCUGAGAGAGGCCAUCAGGACCGUGGUUGGAUAUGGAUAUGACAUCGACCCCCCCGACCAGGAGGUCGUCCAUUUGGUGGACAAUCAGAGCAUCGAGACCAUUCGCUUCUUCCGCGUGGAGCAGACGUACGCAGUGAAGACGGGGAAGUGGUACUUUGAGUUUGAAGCCCUGGGUGGAGGUGACAUGAGGGUGGGCUGGGCCCGACCGGGCUGCAGACCUGAUGUGGAACUGGGGUCGGACAACCAGGCCUUUGUUUUCGACGGAUACAGGGGUCGACGUAUGCACGCAGGCAGCCGCUACUUCGGACACCCGUGGAAAAAGGGCGACGUGGUUGGCUGUUUGAUCAACAUGGAGGACAAAUCGAUGAUUUUCACCCUGAACGGAGAACUCCUGAUCACCAGCAAGGGCUCCGAGCUCUGCUUCACCGACUUUGAGACAGAGGACGGUUUCAUCCCCGUGUGCAGUAUGGGGAUGUCUCAGAGCGGCCGCAUGAACCUGGGCAAGGACGCCAGCACCUUGAAGUACUACACCAUGUGUGGUCUGCAGGAGGGAUUCGAACCCUUCGCUGUCAACAUGAACAGAGACAUCACAAUGUGGUUCAGCAAGCGCCUGCCCACCUUCGUCAACACGCCUCAGGACCACAUGCACAUCGAGGUGACGAGGAUCGAUGGCACGGUGGACAACCCGCCCUGCCUCAAGGUCACCCACAAGACGUUCGGCACACAGAACAGCAACAGCGACAUGGUGUACUGUAGACUGAGCAUGCCCGUGGAGUUCCUCUCCGCCGACGCCUUCCUGGACGAGUCGCUGAAACUCAGGUCAGAGAUCAGCAACACUCCCAAAGAAGACGGAGCUGUGGACUAUGGAAGAAUCACAACUUACUACCACUCAGUGAGAGUGUUUGCUGGUCAGGACCCUGCCUCGGUGUGGGUGGGCUGGGUCUCACCCGACUAUCACUACUACAGCAAGAACUUCAGCCUCAACAAGACGCAGUCAGUCACUGUGACGCUGGGAGACGAGAGGGGCCGAGUGCACGAGAGUGUCCAGAGGAGCAACUGCUACAUGGUGUGUGGAGCAGACGCCGUCGCCCCGUCCUCCUCCAGCCGCACCAGCUCCGACCUGGAGAUCGGCUGCCUGAUCGACCUGGCCACCGGCCUCGUGUCCUUCACCGCCAACGGGAAGGAGCUGCCCACAACAUAUCAGGUGGAGCCAAAUACUAAGCUCUUCCCAGCUGUGUUCGUUCACCCCACCUGUGCAAACCUCUUCCAGUUUGAAUUUGUCAAGACCAAGGACGCCAUGCCGCUCUCAUCGGCCAUUUUCAAGAGCGAGCACAGGAACCCGGUGCCGCAGUGCCCGCCACGACUGGAUGUGCAGACCAUCGUGGCCGUGCUGUGGAGCCGGAUGCCGAACACCUUCCUCAGUGUGGAGACGGCCCGGGUCAGCGAGCGGCACGGUUGGGUGAUCCAGUGUCUGGAGCCGCUGCAGAUAAUGGCUGUUCACAUCCCGGAGGAGAACAGGUGUUUGGACAUCCUGGAGUUAUCUGAGCACGAAGACCUGAAGAAAUUCCACUACCACACGCUGAAGCUGUACUGCGCCCUCUGCGCCCUGGGAAACACCCGGGUAGCUCAUGCCCUCUGCAGCCACAUGGACCAGUCACAGCUCCUCUACACCAUCGACAACCAGUACCUGUCUGGGAUGCUGCGAGAGGGCUUCUACAAUGUCCUCAUCAGCAUCCAUCUUGAGACGGCGAAGGAGGCUCGCCUGAUGAUGAAUAACGAGUUCAUCAUCCCCGUGACGGAUGAGACUCGCUCCAUCAAGCUGUUCCCGGACGAAUCCAAGCGCCACUCGCUGCCCGGCGUGGGCCUGAGCACCUCCCUCAAGCCCCGCGUCAACUUCUCCGCUGUGGGCAUCAUCGACACCAAGCAGCACCAGUACCUGUUCAGCCCCCAGAUCCCCCUGGGCGUCCUGAAGGAGAAGGCCAUCAGCAUGCUCACCGAGGCCGUGCAGGGCGGAGGCAACCACAUCCGCGACCCCGUGGGCGGCAGCGUCAAGUACCACUUCGUCCCCAUCCUGAAGCUGAUCGGAACGCUGCUGAUCAUGGGCGUCCUGACCAGCGAGGAGGUGAGGCUGAUCCUCCUCCUGAUCGACCCCAACGUGUUCCGAGAGGCCAAGGAGGGCGAGGAGGGGAAGGCGGAGGAGGGGGCCGCGGCCGGGGAGAAGGAGGAGGUGAGCAAGAACGAGGAGAAGGCCGUGGAGGCCGGAGAGGAGGAGACCAAGGAGAGCAAACCGCCGGCCAAAGGUCUGCUGGAGAAGUCACUGCCGGAGCCUGUGAAACGCCAGAUGUGUGAGCUGCUCCAUUACUUCUGUGACUGCGAGCUGAAGCAUCGCAUCGAGGCCAUCGUCUCCUUCUCCGACAGCUUCGUGUCCAAGCUGCAGUUCAACCAGAAGUUCCGCUACAACGAGCUGAUGCUGGCGUUCAACAUGUCCGCCGCCGUCACUGCCAAGAAGACCAAAGAGUUCCGCUCACCGCCUCAGGAGCAGAUCAACAUCCUGUUGAAUUUCACUGCAGGGGAGGACUGUCCCUGUCCCGAGGAAAUCCAGGAUCAACUCAACGCCUUCCAUGAAGAGCUGCGACUCCACUGUGGAAUUCCGGUGGAGGAGGAAGAAGAGGAGCAGGACACGUCGAUAAAAGGCCGUCUCCUUGCUCUGCUCUACAAGAUCAAGGGUCCGCCUCAGAAGACGGAGGAGACACCAGCCGAGACAGAGCAGCCUCCUCCCACCAACCUGAAGGAGCUGAUCUCCCAGACCAUAACCAGCUGGGCCCAGGAGUCUCACAUCCAGGACCCCGAGCUGGUCAGAGUGAUGUUCAGCCUGCUGAGGCGGCAGUACGACGGCAUCGGGGAGCUGCUCCGGGCCAUGAAGAAGUCCUACACCAUCAGUGCUGCGUCCGUGCAGGAUGCCAUCAACCUGUUGGUGUCCCUGGGUCAAAUCAGGUCCCUGCUGUCAGUGCGUAUGGGCAAAGAGGAGGAGAAACUCAUGAUCGAUGGUCUCGGUGACAUCAUGAACAAUAAGGUUUUCUACCAACAUCCCAACUUGAUGAGAGUGCUGGGCAUGCAUGAGACCGUCAUGGAGGUGAUGGUCAAUGUGCUGGGAGGAGACAAGUUGCAGGAGAUCGCCUUCCCCAAGAUGGUGGCCAGCUGCUGUCGCUUCUUGUGCUACUUCUGUCGUAUCAGCCGCCAGAACCAGAAAGCCAUGUUUGACCACCUGAGCUACCUGCUGGAGAACAGCAGCGUCGGACUGGCCUCUGAAGCUAUGCGUGGCUCCACUCCGCUGGAUGUGGCGGCCUCCUCGGUGAUGGAUAACAACGGCCUGGCUCUGUCCCUGGAGGAGCCCGACCUGGAGAAGGUGGUGAUGUACCUGGCAGGUUGUGGUCUUCAGAGCUGUGCUAUGUUGCUCGCCAAGGGUUACCCCGACCUGGGCUGGAACCCCAUCGAGGGCGAGCGGUACCUCUCCUUCCUGAGGUUCGUCGUCUUCUGUAACGGCGAGAGCGUGGAGGAAAACGCCAACGUGGUGGUGAAGCUGCUGAUCAGACGUCCCGAGUGUUUCGGCCCGGCCCUGAGGGGAGAGGGAGGCCAGGGUCUGCUGGCCGCCAUGAAGGAGGCCAUCAAGAUCGCUGAGGAUCCAGCUCUGGACCUGCCGGAGAGCCUCAAUGGAGUCACCACUGGGUCUGGGGAGGAGGAAGGAGAAAUCAUCCACAUGGGCAACGCCAUCAUGUCCUUCUACUCGGCUCUCAUCGACCUGCUGGGACGUUGUGCUCCGGAGAUGCAUCUCAUCAACGCGGGUAAAGGUGAGGCUCUGCGUAUCAGAGCCAUCCUGCGCUCCCUGGUCCCGACAACAGACCUGGUGGGCGUCAUCAGCAUCCCCCUCAAAAUGCCUGUGGUUAACAAAGAUGGCACAGUGACCGAGCCCGACAUGUCAGCCUGCUUCUGUCCGGACCACAAGGCCCCCAUGGUGCUCUUCCUGGACCGAGUGUACGGAAUCGAGGACCAGAGCUUCCUGCUCCAGAUGUUGGAGGUCGGCUUCCUGCCUGACCUCCGUGCCUCAGCGUCUCUGGAUACGGAGGUGUUGAGCACCACCGAGACGGCGUUGGCCAUGAACCGGUACAUCGGCUCGGCCCUGCUGCCUCUGCUGACCCGCUGUGCCGCCCUCUUCGCCAGCACCGAGCACUACGCUCAGCUGGUGGACUCCACGCUGCAGACCAUCUACCGGCUGUCCAAAGGCCGCUCGCUCACCAAAGCCCAGAGGGACGCCAUCGAGGACUGUCUGCUGGCCAUCUGCAAGCACCUGCGUCCCUCCAUGAUGCAGCAGCUGCUCAGACGUCUGGUGUUCGAUGUUCCCAUGCUCACCGAAUACUGCAAGAUCCCUCUGAGGCUGCUGACCAACCACUACGAGCAGAACUGGAAGUACUACUGCCUCCCGGCCGGUAUGACCCCCUUUGGCACAGCCUCCGAGGAAGAGCUGCUCCUCACCAAGAAACUAUUCUGGGGAAUCUUUGACUCGCUUUCUCAGAAGAAGUACGAUGGUGAACUUUUCAAAAUAACCAUGGCGUGUCUGUGCGCCAUCGCCGGAGCCCUGCCGCCCGACUUCGUGGACUCCAGCCUCGGGGCCACACUGGAGAAAAAGGCGUCGGUGGAUGCUCAGGGCAACUUUGACCCCAAACCUGUUAACACUGCCAACAUCUCCCUUCCUGAAAAACUUGAGUACAUUGCCAACAAAUAUGCAGAGCAUUCCCAUGACAAGUGGUCCUCAGAGAAGGUGUCGGCCGGCUGGAAACACGGAGACAAUAUGGACGAGCAGAGCAAAACCCAUCCGCUGCUGAAAGGUUACAAAGCUCUGAGUGAGAAGGAGAGAGAAACGUACCGCUGGCCCGUGAGGGAGUCGCUGAAGAGCAUGUUGGCGAUGGGCUGGAACAUCGAGAGGACCAAGGAGGGAGACGCCAUCUUCCAACAGCAAAAGAGCUCAGAGUCUCAGGUGAAUUCAUUCAGUCCUGCUCCGAUGGACCUGCACAACGUCAACCUAUCCAGGGAACUACAGGUCGGUUUGUAUUUGACUCUGCACCAGAGGAGAAGCAGGUCUGAAACAUACCAUAAUACUCACAUUGUGGUGUGUGUGUGUGUGUGUGUGCAGGGGAUGGUGGAGGUGGUUGCGGAAAAUUACCACAACAUCUGGGCCAAGAAGAAGAAAACUGAACUCGUUAGCAAAGGAGGAGGGACCCACCCGCUGCUGGUUCCCUAUGACACCCUGACGGCUAAAGAGAAGUACAGAGACAGGGAGAAGGCCCAGGACUUCUUCAAGUUCCUGCAGAUCAGUGGCUACGCUGUCACGAGAGGUCAGAAGGACAUGGAGCAGGAGUCCUCAUCCAUGGAGAAGCGUUUCUCCUUCAAGUUCCUCAAGACGAUGCUCAGCUACAUCGACUCUGCUCAGGAGUUCAUCGCUCACCUGGAGGCCAUGGCCACCAGUGGGAAGACGGACAAAUCACCUCAUGACCAGGAAAUUAAGUUCUUUUCCAAGGUGUUGCUUCCUCUGGCAGAUCAAACCUUUAAGAACCACUCUCUCUACUUCCUGUCCACGCCCAGCAAGAACAUGAGCAGCUGCGGCUGUGCCUCCAACAAAGAGAAAGAGAUGGUCACAAGCCUGUUCUGUAAACUGGCCGCUCUUGUCAGACAUAGGAUCUCUCUCUUCGGGAGUGACUCGGCGAUGAUGGUGAGCUGUCUGCACAUCAUCACUCACUCCCUCGACACCAGGACAGUGAUGAAGUCCGGCUCGGAGCUGGUCAAAGCCGGCUUCAAGAGUUUCUUCGAGAACGCGGCCGAGGACCUGGAGAAGCUGUAUGAGAUGUUGAAACUGGGGAAGUUCAUGCAGUCGCGGGCCCAGAUGAAGAGCGUGAGCCAGAGCAUCAACUACGUGACGGUGGCACUGCUGCCCAUCCUCACCGCUCUGUUCGAACACAUCAGGACUCACGAGUUCGGAGUGGAACUGCUGUUGGAUGACGUUCAGCUUUCCUGCUACCGAAUCCUGACGUGUUUCUACUCCCUGGGAACAGGAAAGAACCCGUUUGUGGAGCGGCAUCUUCCUGUUCUGGGUGAGAGUCUGGCCACCUUGGUGGGGGCCAUGCCUGUAGCCUUCCUGGAGCCCCACCUCAAUGCCCACAACCCAAUAUCUGUCUUCAACACCAAGACCCCCCGAGAGAGAGCCAUUCUCAGCAUGCCGGACACGGUGGUGGAGAUGUGUCCGGAGAUGCCUCGGCUCGACCGGCUCCUGAAGGACGUGAACGACGUCUCGGACGCUGGAGCUCGCUACAGUGACAUGCCAGAGGUCAUUGAGGUGAUCCUGCCCACGCUGUGUAACUACCUGUCCUACUGGUGGGAGAAAGGCCCAGAGAAUUCCCCUCCAGACGCCCCCUGCUGCACCAUGGUGACUUCUCAACACCUCAGCAUCAUCCUGGGAAACAUCCUGAAGAUCCUCAACAACAACCUGGGCAUCGAAGACGCUCCCUGGAUGAAGAGGAUUGCAGUCUACUCUCAGCCAAUCAUCUGCAAGGCUGGAGCAGAUCUGCUGAGAACCCACUUCCUGCCCACGAUGGAAAAAUUGAAGAAGAAGACAGUGAAGGUCGUGUCGGAGGAGGAGCUGCUGAAGGCCGACAGUAAAGGUGACACCCAGGAGGCUGAGCUGCUCCUCCUGGAUGAGUUCGCUGUGCUCUGCAGGGACCUCUACGCUUUCUAUCCCAUGCUCAUCCGCUACGUGGAUAUCAACAGGUCUCGGUGGUUGAAGGAGCCUGAUGAAUACUCCACGGAGCUCUUCAGGAUGGUGGCUGAGAUCUUCAUCCUCUGGUGCAAGUCACCUAACUUUAAGCGUGAGGAGCAAAACUAUGUGGUUCAGAAUGAGAUCAACAAUCUGGGCUUCCUGACUGAAGAAGGCAAGACGAAGAUGUCCAAGUCAGGUGGGGACCAGGAGAGGAAACACAAGCGGCGUCGUGGUGAAUAUUAUUCCAUCCAGACGUCUCUGAUCGUCGCUGCCUUGAAGAAGAUGCUGCCCAUCGGCCUCAACAUGUGCACCCCAGGGGACCAGGAGCUCAUCUCAUUGGCCAAGAUACGCUACAGCCUGAAAGACACAGAUGACGAGGUGAAGGAGCACCUGCGUCAGAAUCUCCAUCUCCAGGACAAAUCUGAUGACCCAGCGGUCCAGUGGCAGCUGGACCUGUACAAGGACGUGGUGGUGAAGGCCGAUGGACCCGCAGACCCGGAACACGCGGUGGUUCGAGUCCAGAGCAUCUCCGCUGCAGUUUUCCAUCUGGAGCAGGUGGAGCAGCCUCUGAGGAAUAAGAAGUGUGUGUGGCACAAGCUUCUGUCCAAACAGCGUAAGCGAGCCGUGGUGGCUUGUUUCCGUAUGGCGCCGCUCUACAAUCUGCCCCGGCAUCGCGCUAUCAACUUCUUCAUCCCGGCCUAUCAGAGACUUUGGAUAGAGGCAGAGGAGUACUCCUUUGAGGAGAAGCUAGUGCAGGAUCUGGCAAAAACUCCCAUGAAGAUUGUGGAGGAGGAGGAAGAGGAGGUGGCUGAGGCGCAGCCCGACCCUCUUCAUCAGCUCAUCCUCCACUUCAGCCACAACGCCCUGACAGAGAGGAGUCACUUGGAACAAGAUCCUUUAUAUAUUGCCUACGCAGACAUGAUGGCAAAGAGCUGUGCAGAGGAUGAGGAGGAAGAAGAGGAAGAAGGGAAAGAAAAAACGUUUGAGGUACUCCCGUUCAUUCUUAGCAAUUUGAAUCACUUAAAGUUCAAAAUGUCUCUUAUUCUGACUCUGUGUUUUGGAUUUCAGGAAAAAGAGAUGGAAAAGCAGAAGAUCCUGUAUCAGCAGGCGAGGCUGCACGCCCGUGGGGCAGCGGAGAUGGUGCUGCAGAUGAUCAGCGCCAGCAAAGGUCGUUUGGGCCCCAUGGUGACGUGCACCCUCAAACUGGGGAUCUCCAUUCUAAAUGGAGGCAACGUGCACGUUCAACAGAAAAUGCUUGAUUACCUGAAAGAAAAGAGAGAUGCAGGGUUUUUCAAGAGCCUCUCAGGACUGAUGCAGUCUUGCAGUGUCCUGGACUUGAAUGCAUUUGAGAGGCAGAACAAAGCAGAAGGUCUCGGCAUGGUGACAGACGAAGGGUCUAGCUCCAAGGUGCUUCAGAACGACGAGUUCACCAAAGAUCUGUUCCGGUUUUUGCAACUUCUCUGUGAGGGGCACAACGGAGAUUUCCAGAACUUCCUGAGAACCCAGACUGGAAACACAACCACAGUCAACAUCAUCAUCAGCACUGUGGACUAUCUGCUCCGUCUGCAGGAGUCUAUCAGUGACUUCUACUGGUACUACUCCGGCAAAGACGUCAUUGACGAGACUGGAAAAGUCAACUUCUCCAAAGCUCUCUCUGUAGCCAAGCAGAUAUUCAACUCACUGACUGAGUACAUUCAGGGCCCGUGUAUUGGGAACCAGCAGAGUCUGGCUCACAGCAGACUGUGGGACGCAGUCGUUGGCUUCUUGCAUGUGUUUGCCAACAUGCAGAUGAAGCUUUCACAGGACGCCAGUCAGAUUGAGCUGCUGAAGGAGCUGAUGGACUUACAGAAGGACAUGGUUGUCAUGCUGCUGUCCCUGCUGGAGGGUAACGUGGUGAAUGGGACGAUUGGAAAGCAGAUGGUGGACACCCUGAUGGAGUCCUCCAGCAACGUGGAGAUGAUCCUCAAGUUCUUCGACAUGUUCCUCAAACUGAAGGAUCUGACGACCUCGGACAACUUCCGGGAGUACGACCCCGAGUGCAAGGGCAUCAUCUCGAAGAAGGACUUCCAGAGGUCCAUGGAGAGCCAGAAACAGUACAGCCAGUCGGAGAUCGACUUCCUGCUCUCGUGUGCCGAGGCCGAUGAGAACGACAUGUUUAAUUACAAGGAGUUCGUGGAGCGGUUCCACGAGCCGGCCAAAGACAUCGGCUUCAACGUGGCGGUGCUGCUCACCAACCUGUCGGAGCACAUGCCGCACGACUCUCGACUCAACACCUUCCUGGAUCUGGCGGAGAGCGUGCUCAGCUACUUUGAACCUUACCUGGGUCGCAUUGAAAUCAUGGGCAGUGCCAAGCGCAUCGAGAGGAUUUACUUUGAGAUCAGCGAGUCGAGCCGCGAGCAGUGGGAGAAGCCGCAGGUCAAAGAGUCCAAGCGGGAGUUCAUCUUCGCCGUGGUCAACGAGGGCACGGAGAGCGAGAAGAUGGAAAUGUUCGUGAACUUCUGUGAGGACACCAUCUUUGAGAUGCAGCUGGCCUCGCAGAUCUCCGAGCCGGACGUGGUGGAACAGCCUGAGGAGGAGGAAGACGAGGACGGGCACAGCAUCCUGGGCGACCUGGAUGAAGAGGAAGGAGGCGCCCUGGAGUCGGCCUCGGCCUUCAGCGCCGCCUGUUGCUCCGUCAAGAAGAAGAUGGCGAACGUCCGCCAAAUAUUUUCUUUUAAAAACGUUCGCAAGCAGUUCAAGAAAGUCAAGAAACUGAGCAUCAGGGAGAUCAUCACGGGCUUCUUCUCCUUCUUCUGGAUGCUCUUCACCGGCUUCUUCAAAGGAAUCUACAGCCUCGUCUUCGGCUUCUUCCACCUCAUCUGGUCCUCCAUGUUCGGCGGGGGCCUGGUGGAGGGGGCCAAGAACAUAAAGGUGACGGACAUCCUGGGAAACAUGCCGGACCCGACCCAGUUCGGCAUCCACGGGGAUGUGGUGGAAGGAGAGAAGGUGGAGGCCGUGGAGUCGUCGAGAAGCUUGGACACGGCCCUGGCGCCGGCGGGAGACAUCGCCGAGGUGGACUUGUUGCUGGAGCUGCUGUCCAAUCCUAAAAGGGAGGGGGGGAAACACGUGGAGCUCGGCCUGGGCGACGUCUCCGAGCAAGGGGCAGAAGUAUCCAGCUCGGACCAGAAAAAGAAGGCCGCCGCCCACCCCUUCGACGCCCCCGAGAGCCAACCAGAAAAAGCCGACACCGAGAAGGAGGACCAGCCAAAGCAGGAGGAAGCAAAGGAGCCGGUGACGGAGGAGAAGCCCAAGCCCCGGUCCAGUCAACCCAAAGAGGCGGCGCCGGCCUUCAUGUCCACCGUCCUCGCCUUCCUGGUCGUCUACCUGACCAAGAUGCUGAACCUCCUGGCUCGUAACUUCUACAACCUGCGGUUCCUGGCUCUGUUCGUGUGUUUCGCCAUCAACUUCAUUCUGCUCUUCUACAAGGUCACGUCGGAGCCUGAAGAGGAAAUCGACGACGACACCCAGUGGGCGGAGGACGAUGAGUACGAAGAGAACACGCUGUUCGACAUGGACGAGUUCGUGCUCCAGGAGCGGAGCGGCUACAUGCUGCCCACGCUGCGCUUCCUGGCCGUGUUCCACACCGUCAUCUCACUGGUCUGCCUGGUCGGCUACUACUACCUGAAGGUUCCUCUGGUGGUGUUCAAGAGGGAGAAGGAGAUCGCCCGGGAGCUGGAGUUCGACGGCCUCUUCAUCACCGAGCAGCCGUCUGACGAUGACAUCAAGGGCCAAUGGGAUCGACUGGUCAUCAACACGCCGUCUUUCCCCAACAACUACUGGGACAAGUUCAUCAAGCGGAAGGUGAUCAACAAAUAUGGCGACAUGUACGGAGCUGAGCGCAUCGCCGAGCUGCUGGGUCUGGAUAAGAGCGCCCUGGACUUUGACCCCACGGUGGAGACUGUGGAGAAAGAAGCCUCCCUGGUCUCCUGGCUGAGCUCCAUCGACACCAAGUAUCAGAUCUGGAAGAUGGGAGUGGUUCUGACCGACAACUUGUUCCUGUAUCUCAUCUGGUACGCCACCAUGUCCACCCUGGGACACUUCAACAACUUCUUCUUCGCCGCUCACCUGCUGGACAUCGCCAUGGUCUUCAAGUCGCUGCGCACCAUCCUGUCCUCCGUCACUCACAACGGGAAGCAGCUGGUGCUGACUGUGGGUCUGCUGGCUGUGGUCGUCUAUCUCUACACCGUGGUGGCCUUCAACUUCUUCAGGAAGUUCUACAACAAGAGCGAGGACGAGGACGAGCCCGACAUGAAGUGUGACGACAUGAUGACGUGCUACUUGUUCCACAUGUACGUGGGGGUGCGAGCGGGCGGUGGGAUCGGAGACGAGCUGGAGGACCCGGCCGGAGACGCCUACGAGCUCUACCGCAUCCUGUUCGACAUCACCUUCUUCUUCUUCGUCAUCGUCAUCCUGCUCGCCAUCAUUCAAGGUUUGAUCAUCGAUGCCUUCGGGGAGCUGAGAGAUCAGCAGGAGCAGGUGAAGGAGGACAUGGAGACCAAAUGCUUCAUCUGUGGCAUCGGGAACGACUACUUUGACCGGACGCCUCACGGGUUCGAGACUCACACCUUACAAGAGCACAACCUGGCCAACUACCUGUUCUUCCUGAUGUACCUGAUCAACAAGGACGAGACUGAACACACGGGUCAGGAGUCCUUUGUGUGGAAGAUGUACCAGGAGAGAUGCUGGGACUUCUUCCCGACUGGAGACUGCUUCCGCAAACAGUACGAGGACCAGUUGGGUUAGCGAGGUGGGCGACGACGCCCCGCCCCCCCCAACCCAACCCCACCCACCUCUACUUUCCUUCCACCUGAAAGAGACAAUGAAAUCGACCUCACCCUGUUAACAGAACCUGAACACUCUCUCUCUGCUGCCAUGGUGUCGGAAAGAAAAACAUGAAUCAUUUUCAAUUUAAAACCUUUAAAAACAAAAUAAUACGAAUUCUAAGGAGCGAGUGGACAUCUGUGCAUCCGAGUCCUUUUUUCUGUCACCUGCUACGAUAGCUCUUUUAUGCAAAGUCAUCUCUUGAUUCUGACUCACAUUGCCUUCACACCUAAUCCACCCCCGACCUGCGGCACCAGCUGCUGUGUGGUUUGAAACACGUGGAGGGGUCACAGCAUGACGACUGAAUGUCUGAAUAUGACGAUUUUCUAGAUUGACGCCCGGACGUCAGAGUCACUUCUCGAACCACCUGAGUGGACGUGUUCUGCUGCUGCUGCUAUUGAUCCAGAUGAAACGAGCGAUCUGCCUUUCACCUCCUGGUUCACGUCCGUCUGAGGACCAGAUGAACCCGGUUCCUCCGGGAGCAGAGGCGACUUCACGUUAGGUGAUUCAUCACGAGCCGACGUGCCUUAACACAAAACUAUGCACCAAAAAAAAAAUCUAGAGGAAAAACAGAAUUUUUCUUCCCUCCUGACACAAGCGGCGCUCUUAGUUACAAAGCAGAUUUUUGCUCGUGGUAGUUUUGUGGCUUUUACUUAAAAAAGAUAAAAACCCAGAAACAUUUGUUGUAUAAAAUCUAGAUGACCCUUUGUGUACAUGUUGCUUAGUUUGGUUCCUAAGCUGUGGCGUCCUGCCUGCCUGCACUUCUUUCCACAGUAGAAGAACCCCACAACAAGAGGAAAACGGAGAAAACAAAACCUUGUUCAGGGAUUUAUUGACGACAAGAUGGUUGACUGCUAUUGUGUGGCCAUUUGUAUGUAUGUAGACGCUUUGGUAAGCUGCAUUUCUUUUAACGAGGGGGAGAAAAAUGAAUCCUAAUAAAUCAAUUGACGCAAUAAACCAGA